AUGUCACUUAGCACAAACAAAUCAGAAUUGACACUUUACGUCUAUCCGAACUACAGAUCUAUGCGCUGCGUUUGGUUAGCUACAGAGCUCGGAAUAAAGAGCGAUAUCAGAAUUAUACAAAUGGACCCCAGUGACUCUGAUAAAGGGAAAUGCGAGUCAUACAGAAGUACGGUGCACCCUCACUGUACUAUUCCUGCCCUGGUGCUAGAGGACGAGAAGACCAUUAUUGAGUCCGGGGCUAUUUGCCUGUAUUUGGCGGAUCUCCACAAACGUUUUAGCCCUGGGGCACAGUGGACGGCUGAAUACUACAACUGGGUAGUGUACGCCUGCAGCACACUGGACGACAUGAUGGAACAUAUCUUCGUGCAGUGGUGUUUAACACAUCCUGAAAAUCAGGAUGAAAACCUUGUGAAACGAAUGGCAUACAAAUUCCGGGACUUUGCUAAUUACUUCAACAAGUACAUGGAAGGGAAAUCCUACAUUUGUGGAGACACAUUUACCGCUGCAGAUUGUGUCAUAGGGUACAACAUUUGGUGGGCAUCAACAAUGAAAGAGGGCUGUCUUAUUAACGACCACCCUGAAAUCGUCCGCUACCUCGGCACGUUACAGCGCAGAGACGCCUUUCAACAGACAUUUCUCUCAUAA
Messenger RNA from Ylistrum balloti, 645 nucleotides. RefSeq lists its product as uncharacterized. The transcript is spliced from 5 exons. Lineage: Eukaryota; Metazoa; Mollusca; Bivalvia; Pectinida; Pectinidae. Bases 1 to 645 code for a protein of 214 amino acids. The record is from RefSeq and is a predicted model, not a curated record.